AUGUGCAGGCUUUUCGAAAUACUCAACACACCACAAUCGGGAUCUGGCGCCUUUGCCACACGCGACAUACCAGUUGGAACUGAGCAGGUUCUGGAACUCAGCUCUUAUCGACCAGUGCGGUGGGUUAGCCAGGUCGAUCAGGCACUAGACUUGAUCAUGAGCCGCAGUGGUCGAUCUCCUGACACGCGCGAGCAGUACUUGCAGCUGUGGUUCGCCACCAGAACCAACUCAUUUAUAGAAGAUGACGCCGGCUACCGCAGCCGGAUCCCUGACAAGUCCUUUCCCAACCUAUUUAGCCUUGCCAUUACACAGGUGGCACUCUUUACCGUCGCCAGCCGCUUCAAUCACUCGUGUGCCCACAAUGCUCUCCAUGCGGUUGAGGCUGGGUUCAUUGAACUACGAGCCCGAUGUGACAUUAGGAAAGGCAAAGAGAUCACCUUGACCUACAUAGACCCCUGGGUAGAAGACCGUGCGGCCCAGUUAGAGCGCUCUUGGGGGUUCCGGUGCUGCUGCCCGAUCUGCGACGAAUCCAACACCACAAUGUCGCCCGAGGUGCGUGGAAAUUACGAGAAGAUGUUCAAUUAG
Molecule: messenger RNA, 585 nt
Organism: Neoarthrinium moseri
Lineage: Eukaryota; Fungi; Ascomycota; Sordariomycetes; Amphisphaeriales; Apiosporaceae
Exons: 2
Coding region: 1-585 (194 amino acids)
Cellular component (GO): nucleus
Molecular function (GO): protein binding
Source: RefSeq, a predicted model, not a curated record